AUGACACUCGAACAUUCAAUCUCUCUUAUCAUGAAUGUAACUAUGAAUAAAAGUUUUCGUCCAAAAAUACUCUAUUAUUUAAAUAUGAAAAUUGUCGGAUCUACUAGACGUCCAGGUAAUCUUAAAUGGAGUACAACAGGAAUAACAAUCAUUGGGAAUGGUUAUGGUUCAGGUCCAGAUCAAUUAGAAUUUCCUGAAGGUUUAUUUAUCGAACCCAAAACACAAAUUUUAUAUGUUGCUGAUGUUUCCAAUAAUCGUGUGCAACGCUAUCAAAAUGGUGAAAUAAAAACAGCUGCAGGUCAAGCUAAUGCUUCCAGUGGAUCAACAUCAGACAAACUAAAUGGUCCACGAGAUGUUUUUGCAGAUGAAAAUGAGAAUGUUUUCGUUGUUGACGAAGGCAACCAACGAAUUCAAUUUUGGGAGAAAAAUGCUAAACAUGGAAAAACUGUUGCUGGGAAUGGAAGUGCCGGUUCAGCAUUAAAUGAAUUUAAUUAUCCAAUUAGAGUUUUGCUUGAUUCGAAGAAAAAUAUAAUCGUUGCCGAUUUUCAAAAUGAACGUAUAACAAGAUGGCCAUCUACAUAUGAUCCAAAAACAUCUAUCGGUACAAUUAUAGCAGGUGGUAAUGGUGCAGGUCUCAAUCCAUAUCAAUUAAAUAAUCCAACUGGUUUAUAUUUGGAUGAAUCAAAUAAUAUCUUAUAUAUAUCAAACGAAGAAUCCCAUUCAGUAACACAAUGA
Molecule: messenger RNA, 735 nt
Organism: Rotaria sp. Silwood1
Lineage: Eukaryota; Metazoa; Rotifera; Eurotatoria; Philodinida; Philodinidae
Source: the annotation of a GenBank genome assembly